AUGGACAAUUUCUAUGCACCAGGAAAAAACCAUCUCUUUGUUCCGGGGCCAGUUAACAUCCCGGACCAGGUCAUUCGGGCCAUGAACAGAAACAAUGAGGACUACCGUUCUCCAGCUAUUCCAGCUAUGACAAAAACUCUGCUUGAGGAUGUCAAGAAGAUUUUCAAGACCACAACUGGAACCCCAUUUCUCAUCCCUACAACUGGUACUGGUGCUUGGGAGAGUGCUCUCACAAACACACUGUCUCCUGGUGAUCGUACUGUAUCUUUCCUAAUUGGCCAAUUCAGCUUGCUUUGGAUUGAUCAGCAGCAACGUCUGAAUUUCAAUGUUGAUGUUGUGGAAAGCGAAUGGGGCCAGGGUGCUAAGCUUGAUGUUCUGGAAUCAAAAAUUGCUUCAGAUACUGCUCACACUAUAAAGGCAAUUUGCAUUGUUCACAAUGAGACAGCAACUGGGGUCACCAAUAACCUGGCCAAAGUAAGACAAAUUCUCGAUUCCUACCGGCAUCCAGCCCUCCUUAUUGUUGAUGGAGUGUCUUCCAUUUGUGCUCUUGAUUUCCGCAUGGAUGAAUGGGGAGUAGAUGUGGCCAUAACUGGCUCUCAGAAGGCCCUUUCCCUUCCCACUGGGAUAGGUAUUGUGGUUGCAAGCCCUAAAGCAAUUGAGGCCUCAAAAACUGCUAAAUCACUUAGAGUUUUCUUUGACUGGAAAGACUACCUGAAAUUCUACCAGUUAGGAACCUAUUGGCCAUAUACUCCUUCCAUACAUUUGCUGUAUGGUCUGAGAGCUGCUCUUGAUUUGAUUUUUGAGGAAGGACUUGAAAAUGUGAUUGCAAGGCACAAUCGUUUAGGCACGGCAACCAGACUUGCUGUAGAGGCAUGGGGUUUGAAGAAUUGCACCCAAAAGGAAGAGUGGCACAGUGACACAGUGACUGCCGUUGUUGUUCCUUCUUACAUUGACAGUUCUGAAAUUGUUAGAAGAGCAUGGAAGAGAUACAAUUUGAGCUUAGGUCUUGGACUGAACAAGGUUGCUGGGAAGGUUUUCAGAAUUGGACAUCUUGGCAACUUGAAUGAGUUACAACUCUUGGGAUGUUUAGCUGGUGUGGAGAUGAUACUCCAAGAUGUGGGUUACCCAGUAAAGCUUGGAAGUGGAGUUGCUGCUGCCAGUGCAUACUUUAAGAACACUAUUCCUCUCAUCCCUUCCAGGAUUUGA
Sphenostylis stenocarpa is the source of this 1206-nucleotide messenger RNA. The record is from the annotation of a GenBank genome assembly. Lineage: Eukaryota; Viridiplantae; Streptophyta; Magnoliopsida; Fabales; Fabaceae.